AUGCAGAACAUAUCUCUCUCGCUGGCAGAUAAUUGCGAGGCACUUAAGUCAUGUGCACCCGAGAAAAAUCUCUGCAAACGAAAUGCUGCAGCGCCUGCUUGGUAUCAGAUAGCUGGAAUAGCAUUUUUCUACAUGGCGAUUUUGCUGACCGGAAUUUACGCGACAAGAAGAGGCAAGAAGCUAAGACGGAUGUCGAUGGACCUUGCACAGGACAGUAUGAUCGCUGGAAGAAACAUAGGAUUAUUUAUUGGGGUUUUCACGAUGACUGCAACUUGGGUUGGCGGAGGUUACAUUAACGCCACAGCACAAAUGGUCUAUUCAAAUGGAGGAGGGCUCCUAUGGACACAAGCUCCUUUUGGAUAUGCAAUUAGUUUAGCUUUGGGCGGUAUCCUCUUUGCAGAAAAAAUGCGGACAAAAGUCAUUGGAGGCCUUUAUUCGGUCGCAUACACGGACGUUAUCCAACUGUUCUGUAUUUUGAUCGGUCUUUGCGUUGCUAUUCCGUACGCAGCUUCGCACGAUGCAGUCAAGAUGAACCCUUUCUCAACAGAAAGAAACCCGGUUGACUACGCCCUUAGCUGCUUUACCUACGAAAAAAAUAUUUCCUGGCUAGGAAAUUGGAGCACUCUUAAAGACUAUAAAACUCUUGGUCAGUGGACUGACAGCUAUCUUCUUCUCAUGUUCGGCGGAAUACCCUGGCAAGUUUACUUCCAGCGAGUCCUUUCUUCUGACACAGCUCAUCACGCGAAACUUUUGAGCUUCUUUGCUGCUGCUGGUUGUAUUAUCAUGUCCAUUCCACCAAUUAUGAUUGGUGCUAUUGCCAGAAGUACUGACUGGACUGAAACAAAUUUCUUCGAGCAAAAGCAAUACAACCCGGAAGAGUGUGGAGAAACUGAUAAAAUUUUGCCGAUUGUUCUUGCUACACUUACGCCCCCAGUUGUUUCUACAAUAGGUCUUGGUGCUAUAUCAGCAGCUGUGAUGAGUUCUGCUGAUUCGAGUAUUCUAUCUGCUGCUUCAAUGUUCACCCACAAUAUCUGGAGCGAAUCAAUCAGUCCGGGCUCAUCAGAGAAAGCCGUCAUGAGAGUCAUGAGAAUAUCAAUCGUCACCGUUGGAGUACUCGCAACUGUACUUGCGAUCAAAGGAACUUCCGUUUACUCCUUGUGGUAUUUGAGCGGAGAUAUCGUCUAUGUCACCCUCUUUCCCCAGCUUCUUCUCGUCGUUCAUUUCGAAGAUAAAAUAAACGCUCGGGGAAGCCAAAUCGGCCUACUCAUUGGUGUCAUUCUUCGAGCGAUCGGAGGUGACACAGGGCUUAAUAUUCCAGCUCUAGUAGAAUUCCCUGGAUACGAUUGCAAAUCCAACACACAAUAUUUCCCCUUCCGAUCACUGGCGAUGCUUGGAACGCUUGUCGGGUGCUUAGUCGGCUCUGCAGUUUUUACCGAUCCGCACCCUAUAUCGGAAGAAGAAGAAGACACCCCUUCUAUAAAAAGGGCAAGACCCCAAUUAUCGCCAGCCCAGCUGACGGUGAAACGAUAG
Oikopleura dioica is the source of this 1530-nucleotide messenger RNA. Lineage: Eukaryota; Metazoa; Chordata; Appendicularia; Copelata; Oikopleuridae. The record is from the annotation of a GenBank genome assembly.